This is a messenger RNA of Ruditapes philippinarum (Manila clam), 13014 nucleotides long. Its product is annotated as titin-like. The record is from RefSeq and is a predicted model, not a curated record. Lineage: Eukaryota; Metazoa; Mollusca; Bivalvia; Venerida; Veneridae. The transcript has 33 exons. The coding region runs from base 202 to 8592 and encodes 2796 amino acids. Gene Ontology annotation, molecular function: protein binding.
GGUAUUUCUGCUCAUCUGAAAUACACCCACAGUAUUAUAUCUCAAGACAGUAGUUAUUUCUGGCAGGGCUUAUCAGUAAAGCUUCACACUCUACAGAGUGCCACUGAUGACAUAAGCACGCAGGUAUGUGAGAUCGCAGCCAUUGGAGAUAACAGUCAACGUUCUGAACAAGAUUUACAUCAAAACAAAGAAGAGGCAAAGAUGCCGGAGAGACGUAAAAUGAAGUCGCCCAGUCCGAAGAUGACUAGUACGCCAAAGAUGAAACGUAAAGAAGUCGACACAGAAUCUACAGAAGAACUUCAAAAGAGACUGGGCUACGGUGAUAACCCAACACAAAAGAAAGAAUUUUCGACAAAAGAUUCGGUUGAGUUCACAGAAUACAAUGAUGGCACAACAAGACCGAUGUUCAAAAAGAGGCUGAAGAGUGUGACGGGGAAAACCGGAGAGAUGGCGCAGCUUGAAUGUACAGUUUCGGGCUCCCCUCUACCUAAGAUACUUUGGCUGAAAAACAACCGGCCCCUCAAAGCUAGCGAUGGCUGUAAAGUGAUUGUUGACGAGGGAACAAAUAUUCUGGUGUUUCCUCAGGCGAAAGAAGAGGAUGUUGGGAUAUACACAGCGAGGGCUAUGAAUGUCAAUGGAUCGAUUAUGUGCUCGGCAGAGUUCUCGUUGUCGGACGGUCAGGGCGUACCCGCCCAGCAAGCUACCGACAGCCCUAUGGAUAUGGACUUUACAACCCCAGCCUACUUCUUUCAGAUGUCAAGCUGCGAGGUGGCUGAGGGAAGACUGGCUAGAUUUGACUGCAGGGUUGUAGCUUAUCCAAAACCGGAAAUUGUUUGGAUGAGAGAUGGAAAGGUCGUAGAAACCGAGCAACGCUACAAGCUGCUUAACUUUAACAACGAGAUUUAUUCCCUGCUUAUACAAGAUGUACGCAUUGAGGAUACUGGCCGCUACACAUGUUGGGCCAGGAACAAAUUUGGCGAGGCCAUGACCGAGGCUUAUUUAAAUGUCAUAGCUUUAACGGAGCAAGAGCCUGAUACUGAUAUUGCACCGAAGUUUCUCACCCGAUUUUAUGACCAACAAACCACAGAGGGCACUGCAACAGACUUCAAGUGUCUGAUUGCAGGACGUCCCGAGCCCAGUGUAACAUGGCUGCUUGAUGACCUGGAGAUUCGAGAAAAAGGAGAUGUGAAAAUGAGGCGUAAGGACGGAGUUGUCAGUCUUGAAAUAAAAUCACCAAAAGUUGAACAGUCAGGAACGUACACUUGCCAGCUUAGUAAUCCACUUGGGGAGGCCACAUGCAGUGCCAAAUUGACAGUUGUAGAGGACAAAUUGCGUGGAAAAAUGUUGCCGAAAUUCUUAAAGAAGUUUGAUCAUGUGACUGCAAAGGAGGGAGAAGAGGCGAAAUUUACGAGCGUGAUCAUCGGCGAGCCACAACCUGAUGUCACAUGGCUGUUUGAUCAUAAACCAAUCUCUGACACAAACAGAAGAUUUCAGAUGAAGAAGGAAGGCGACGCAUACACACUGAUCAUUAAGAAUCUCAGAUUUGACGAUGCCGGUAAAAUCACGUGCAAAGCUUCGAACGAGGAAGGAGAGGUGUAUUGUAGUGCUAACUUGCACGUGCGCGAGAGCAAGUUCAUGAGGGAUGUGCCAGAAAAAACAGGUGUCAAGGGCCAGGAUGACACAGAUUCUAAGUUUGGCUAUAUACCUACAUUUACCAAGCGUCUACAAGACCUGGAGGUGAAGGAAGGAGCAAAAGCUACUUUUGAAUGCAAAGUGAUGGGAAUACCAGAUCCAGAGAUAGCUUGGAUGAAGGAUGGUAGAGUUAUUGCCCCUGGUGGAAGGUAUCACAUGACCCUUGAGGGCGGGACUGGUCAACUCGUGAUUGACAAUGUAACCUCGGCAGACACAGGAGUUUACACGUGCAUUGUUUCAAAUAACCAAGGCAAAUCGUCAUCCACAGCUGCUUUGAAACUCGAAGAGCCAAAGAAAGACCGAUACACUCCUGACAGACUUCUUGAAGAAAGAACAUCAAGAAAGGACAGAUAUACACCAGAUAAAUAUUUGCUGGACGAUUCAACCUCGGCUAAACGUCCUUAUCUAGAUUCUGACAAAUACGAUAAAUACGAUAAAUUCGAUAAAUUCGACAAAUAUGACAAAUACGAUAAAUAUGACAAGUACGAUGCUAAAGUCAAAAGAACCUACGAAAGCCCGCUUGCUUCUACAAAACUUGAUGACAGUUACACCCCACGCUCGAAGAAAAAAUAUGACAGCCCGAAAAGCUCGUAUGAUAGCUACAAACCGAGGUACGAGUCAUCUUUUGAAAGUCCGAACAUGUCUUUUGAGAGUUCCAAGAUGUCUUACGACAGCCCUAAACGCUCCUACGAAAGUCCACUUACACAAUACGAUAGUUCCUUUGGAAGACUUGAAAGUCCUGUACGACAGUAUGAUUCCUAUAAAAGAUACGAAAGUCCAGUUCGUCAGUAUGAUGGGAUUUCUACAAAAUACGAGAGUCCUGUAAGGCCAUAUGAAAGUAUUUCGUCAAGGUACGAGAGUCCAAUUCGACAGUAUGAUGGGAUAUCUACAAAAUAUGAGAGCCCUGUCAGACCAUACGAAAGUAUUUCAACAAGAUACGAAAGUCCAGUUAGAAUGCAUGACACACCAAGGAGCGUGUAUGAAAGUCCAAGAAGACGGUCUUCAGUUGGAAGAGAGGAAAAAAUAAAGGCUGUACCAAAAAUACCAUUCGAUCGGCCAGCACUGCUGAACAAACGUGAAGAUUCAGUGCAGUUAUCGUGGCUGCCAGCUCCAACUUACGAUUUACCGGAUGAUGCUCGACAUAUUUCGUAUGUAAUAGAAUCACGAGAAGUGCCGAGUCGAGAAUGGACAAAGAUAGCAUCGGCUGUGCAUGGAACAUCGUUCACUGCCAGACACUUGAGACCUGAUAAGGAAUACGAGUUCCGAGUACGAGCCCAAAAUCAACAUGGUGCUAGCGAACCCACUUGGAAUGCCUCGCUUGAUAAAAGAGUUGAUGGAACUAGUAAACAGCUGGACAUGCCUGAAAUGCGGGCUCCGCCCAGAUUGCCUUCUCAUCGACCAAUCAUAACUGACUUGGGGGAGGAGACAUUGAGGUUGGCAUGGCGACCUGCGGAGACCUACCAAUCAAAGAGAACGCCCCCUGUUUCAUACAGAUUGGAAGCGAAAGAGCUUCCUGGCAAAGACUGGAUGCCACUGUCUAGCCGCCUUCGUGACACUUCACACUAUUUAUCUGAGCUUCCACACGACAGAGAUUUCAUGAUCCGAGUCCGAGCAGAGAAUGAUUUCGGAAUGAGCGAACCGACAGAACCGUUGUGGCUUCCCAGGGCCACAGCCUUCCCUGGCGUUCCAGUCACACGUCCUGAAAUCAUUGACUAUGAAGAUACGCGAGCCAAGUUGUCCUGGUCGCGUGUGGAUAUACCUGCAUUUAGUUUGGGUGAUUCGCAUUUGAUGUAUAUGCUUGAGGUUGAAGAACCACCUCAUAAGGACUGGAGGACCAUUGCUAGAGACUUGGACGACACAGAGUACAUUGUUGAGGGUCUUAGACCAGGUCAUGAUUACAGGUUCCGGGUGCGAGCCAAGACACCGACUGGUAUCGUCAGCGAACCUUCCCCAGCUGUGUCUCUUUACACCAAACUUGCCCAGAGCAGGGCACCAGUGGACAGACUUGAAGUUAUUGACUAUGAGCCGGAUAGCAGGAGUGUGAAUUUGUCAUGGGACCGUGUAAAUAUCCCGCCCUACAAUCUCGAUGAAGAACCUCUGAUGUAUAUGCUGGAAUAUCAAGAACCUCCAAUGCCUGAAUGGAAAACACUUGUUACUGGAAUACCAACUACCAGGUACAGGGUCAUGCACCUUGACAGUGACAGAGACUAUAACUUCAGAGUUCGAGCCCUGACACCAUACGGAGUGAGUCCACCAUCACCAGCUUUGCCCGUCUCAAUGAGACCAUCUUCUCAAGUUCCAAGAGGCUUGCCAGAAAAGGUCAUUAUCUCGGAAGUGGAGCCACACUCUCUUAGGUUGUCAUGGCGACGACCCAUGUAUGAUAUUGAUAAACCAAUUAGUUACCAGGUUGAAAUGUUGGAAUCGCCCUUCUCUGACUGGAAGCCAAUUGCUACAAGAGUUAUAGACACCACUUACAAAGUAACAGGUUUGAAACCUACACGUGACUACCAGUUCCGUGUGAUCCCGCACAUAGACUCCGGAUACCUGACGCCUAGCCCAUCUGCAGCUCUUACAACUAUGCCAGUGAAACCAAGGCUACCAUACACUGAACCAAGAUUGAAAGAACUUACACCAGAAUCUGUCCAGUUAUCUUGGGGAUCAGCAGAACUUCCGGCUUACCAGAGGAAACAAUCGCCUAUUCACUACAAGGUUGAAAUGGCUGAACUACCAUCCAGUAACUGGGUUCCGGUGGCAAGACGUGUACCAGAAACAAUGUUCAAUGUGACCGGUCUGAGACCGAACCAGGAAUACAAGUUCCGAGUCUUUGCUGAAUCAGAUAGUGGUUUAAGUGAACCAAGUAUGCCAGUGACACUGUACAGAAAACCAGCUCCUAAGUUCAUUUUGAAAGAGCCAUCAAUCCGUGACAUUUCUCAGAAUGUCGUUCAGUUGACAUGGACCCCGGCAGAUUUCCCGGACAGCACGGAGAGUGUUUCAUACAUGGUUGAAAUGCAAACUCCACCAGGAAUCUCUACAUGGAGUACACUGUACAGAAAACACCCAUCGCCAAGUGUUCGCCUUGCAGACCUAAGACCUGAUUUGGAUUAUCUGGUGCGUGUACGUGCGCAGUGUGGAUCGUACCUAAGUGAACCGACUCUGCCCGUGUACAUACCGAGACGUGCUGCUCCACCAAGACUUCCAGUAGAGGAACCUUACGCUAUCGACAUCAGUGACGACUAUGUGAAACUACAGUGGCGCUCUGCCGAGUUACCCACACACAUACAAGACUACGCUCCAGUUACCUACAGAUUGGAAGCACAAGAAUUUCCUGAUACCAACUGGGUAGCAAUUUCACGUGGUAUCCCACACACAGACUUCAAGGUUACAGGUUUGAACCCAAAGAAGGACUACAGUUUCAGAAUAAGAGCAGAGAAUGAGUAUGGACUUAGUGACCCCACCCACCCAAUGACUAUUAGGAAAAGAUCAGUUGCCCCAGUACUUCCAACAUCUGAGCCGCUGCUGUACGAUGUUGGACCGGGUUCCGCAAGGCUCUCUUGGCGCCCGGCAACACUUCCAUCUUUUGCCCCUUCACAAUCUUCGAUCACCUACACGCUUUUCGUACAAGAGCUCCCCUUCAAGACUUGGCGUCCAUUGGUGAAGAGAAUACCCCAUACUUCCUAUUACGUCUCUGGGCUUCAGCCAGAUAAAGAAUACAUGUUUAGGGUGCAAGCCGAGAACCAGUUCGGAAGUAGUAAACCAACCGAAUCAGUCCUUCUGCAAAGAUUUAAAGAUUUCAAACGACCAGUUUCGGUACCUGAGGUCUCUGAUUUCGAUGAGGACUUGACAUCUGUGAAGCUCCGUUGGUCACCGACCAGACUCAGUCCUCCUUUCGACACAUCACCUAGAAAGUACACCGUGGAGACCUGGGAACCAGUGCGCCGGGAAUGGAAACCAGUCGCUCGUGGAAUACGGGAUACAACAUACCAGAUCCGAGAAUUGCCAAAGUUGCCGGACCAUUUAUUCCGAGUCCGAAUGGAAACAGAAGAGGCUUGUUUGAGUGAACCUUCACUUCCAGUCUCCUUCAGUAGAUACAGAUUACCAAGAGCGCCAAUGUACAGACCACAGUUGUACGAGGUUGACGACGAGUCUGUGAGGUUGUCAUGGCAACCAGUACACGUACCUGAGGGUGUUUCCCGGCGAUCUGUCAGGUACACAAUUGAACAACGCGAAAUUCCCGAGCCUCACUGGUCUCCAGUAGCAACAGACGUAAUGGAGACAAGUUACAAGGUCAGAGGUCUUCGCAUGAAACAUGACUACGAGUUUCGUGUAAAAGCGACGUAUGACGGAACGUCCACGGAACCUUCAUACCCUGUGUCUUUGUACAGGAGAGCUGUAAUACCGACCGUGAGAUUUGAUGCACCAGAGGUGUACGAUGUCGACGACACAUCUCUGUCCUUGCGCUGGAAUACCGUCGAUGUUCCUGCGUUCACUCGCGACGAAGAACCUCUGAUGUUUGUAAUUGAACGUCAAACUCUACCGAGUUACGAGUGGCAAUCUGUCGCCACUAACGUUGAAGACAAAAGUUACACUGUGCGAGAUUUGGAACCGUACCAAGAUUACAACUUCCGUGUACGUGGCAUUUAUCCGUCUGGCUACACUGAACCAUCGCCAUAUGUUCCGGUUUAUCGCCGUCCAAGUGAGUCUAAGAUAGGAUUAGUUGGUUUAGAAAGUAGUACAAUAGAAUAUAAGAGUUACGGUAGUCAGAAAUAUUCCUCCAAAUCUGCGACCCCUCAAAAGGUCUUACCCACACAAAAACUGCAUGCAUCUGUCCCUGCUACGGAAUUAUCUGCUGUUACUAGGAAAGGUAUUGAAACUAGGUUAAGAUCUUACGGAAGUUCACCACAGAGGCGAUACUCUGUAGCAAACAUUUACGACACAAAAGAGGUAUACACAAAAGAAGCAGAGUUUAAGCCAACUCCUCUGGCCCCAAUGCCGGAAGCAAGAUUCAAACUAGAAAAUGCAUAUGUUUAUAAAAGGUCAAGGUCACCUGUAAAGGUUGAACUGCCUACACAGUAUGAUACUUUGAAAACAGGAGAGAGUAAAAAGGUUACACACAAGAAAGAGUAUGAUUUAUAUGAUUGGUAUAGACAAUUACAUAAAAGGUACAGUGAUGUUGGUAUUGAAGAACUGACCCGAAGAAAGUCAAGAAAAUCCCAGUACAUGCUUGGGAAGGUUCUGGAACAAAGAAGAGCCGAACUUGUUCUCGAGGCACAAAAUAGAAGACACGCAAAGAGAGCAAGUGUGCCAACAAUAUCACCACAUGUUUCUCGUCCAACUGAGGUGUCUCUAGGAUACGCCUCUGUUGCCGACAGAUACGAGGAUAUCAAAUGCCCAUACAUUAUCAGUCCUGGUCACUGGAGGUUUGCCAGAAGACAUUCAAUAGCACUUGACUGGGAGGAUCUUCAGAGGCUUCAACGACAACUGAAGAUUGAGUCAGGUAAAUUAGAGGCCAAGAGAAGAUCUCGCUCUGAAAAACCCAAGUGGUUUAAUCCAAAGUAUGACUUUAUUUCACAAUCACAAGAUGAAUAUUUCGGGGGAACAUAUUUCCAUGUUGAAGAUCAGUUAAACUUCAAUGAUAUGAGGCCAAGAAUACCACAAGUUUUCACGACUCCGUAUGUGAGGAGAUCUCUUUCACAAGAGCGUGACCCUGGGUACUUCAUGAUUUCCAAAUUUGCAUUGUCAGUUUCUGGUGUUAAGAAGGACAGACCAGUAGGCAAGGCAACAAGAUCCUCUGUCAGACCAGUCUCUUUGGAACCAAGUCCUGUUGCCAGGUUACCAAGACAAUAUAGGUCAUACACCCCAGAUUAUAGGUCAUAUGUACCUGAAUACAGGUCAUACACUCCUGAAUAUAGGUCAGUUAGAUCUGAAUAUAGGUCAUAUACACCUGAAUAUAGGUCAUACACACCAGAAUAUAGGUCAUAUACACUAGAUUACAGAUCCUACUCUCCAGAGCAAAGGUCACUACCAAAGACAAGGUCAAUGACCCCUGACUAUUAUUAUUAUUAUGAUGAAAGUUCAAGGUCACAAACACCUGAGUAUCCUGACCUUGAUAAACUUAAACAGAGGUCACAAUCACUUGCACAAGAACUUGCAAGGUCUAAACUCUAUGGCUCUGGGUAUAGACCAGGGUCAAGGUCAUCUUCAGAAAGGCCAGAAAGACAGACAUCCUCAACAAAGCCAGUAAGGAAACCUUCACCUCCAAGACAAAAGGAGGCAUUUGUUAAACCAAGGUCAUACUCUAUAUCUGUCCCAAGGGCAGAGAUGAAAAAAUUUAACAGAAUUAUUGAGGAUUCCAAAUCAAUUAUCACAAACUAUACAAGACUUGAUGAAAAAGCUAGGGCAGCAAGUGUUGCCAAAGGAACCAGUAGAACAGGUUCUGUUGCAGAUAUUAGGUCUGACCCACGUUAUUCCUCUACUCCAAGAGGUAGUAUGUCAGGGCAACAUUCUGAUGUACAUUCAGACCCACGAUACUCAUCAACCCCAAGAGGUAGUAUGUCUGCACAGCACAGUGAAGUGCGGGCAGACCCUCGAUACACUUCCACUCCAAGAGGUAGUGUUUCGGCACCUCGUGUUGAUGUGAAAGCAGACCCACGUUACAGCAGAACAAGAAAAUCAAGCGUUGUCAUGAGUCAGGCUGAGAGAGAACGAUUGUCAUCAAUAUCUGCUAUAAAGUCCGAUGCUAGGUUCUCGGCUCAAAGAAGGGCAACCAUUGCUACAAAUGAAGACUUGAAGUCCAAGUUAGACACACUGACAUCCUCUUUAUCUGUACCUAAACCGAAGAAAAGGAAGUCGUCUCGUCCAGUGAUCAAAUUCAAGUCGUCAAGAGGAGAAGGUGCACUGUAAAUGGAACAGCAAUUAAAUUGGAAUAGCAAUUAAAGCAAAAUUACCAUCAUGAUCAUUAGGGACUUGAAAAUAAAUCAUAAUUUAAAUAUUGAAAUAUGGUGUUGAAAUAACAUUAAAUAUUCUUAAAAAAUGUAGUACAUCAGAGGCCCUUUUUUUCAAACCUUUGGCUGGAAAACUUCAAUAAAAAAAUGAUGUUGAUAUGAAAUAACGAAAAGUUACAAAAGACAAUAUAUUGGAUAAUAUAGAAAGUGUAAAAAAAAUGAGAUGUUGAAAUGUUUGUUGACAUAUUUGUUAGAAUAACUGAAAUUGUAAAUAUUUAAAGGGAGAUUGUAUGAACAGUCAACAAUGUUAAUAUAUAACUAUAAUGGGACAAAAUGUGCUAAUUGAAAUAUAUAAUUGUUAAUUAAUUAACUAAUUUAGACAAUGUUUGUGGUGAUUUAGGUGGUAGGAUUAUUGUAAAGAUUUCAGUUCGUGUUAUUCAUAUUAAAAUAGAAGUUUGAAGAUUUUUACCCAUGGAGACCUUGUCUGGAUGAAGAAGAGAUUUUUGCUUGCUGAUUUUAUUGGACUGUAUGGAUAAAGAGCUUAGUUUUGAAUUUGGAAUUUGCAUCUUUUUUUUUUUUCGGAUAUUUUCCAUGCAGUACAUGGCUUAGCAUUUCCUCGUGUAAAAUCAGUCAUUCAAACGUUACACAAUCUGUUUGUUAUUAAACAACAGUGUUUUGUUAAAUUAGCAAAGAUUUAUUUUAAAAGGCAAUGCCAUGCAAUGCAAUGAAAUGGAAAAAAAUUGAAAGCCAAAAUGUCUGAUUCAAAUAUUUCAUUUUUGUAUUUUGAAAUAUUUGAUUAUAUCAGAAUCAUUAAAGUAAAGUUCAAAGUUGGUUAUUGGAAUUAUCAAAUUGAAAAUAAGCUUGAAGUGAAUCGCAUAUUAAUGUGUGGUACAGGAGUGGUUAUUUUUCCUGGAUUUCCGGACCUUAAGGUUUCAUGGGCUUGUUAUUGGUUGAACAUUGAAAGUUUUCCAAAAAGAAAAUGUUAUCAAAGCUUUUCCUGUGUGCUUUGUAUGCUUUGAAGUGAUGGAUAUUUAAAAUACUGAGUUAUGCCAUCUGUGGUGUGUCCCAUAGUGAUUUAUUACAGAAUUCUACAAACUAGGGCAUUAGCGAAUUCCUUUUGCAUGACUUAUGUUUGUAUUUUUAUAUGUUUUGAGGAUUUAAAUUAUAUUCUGCAUACUAGCUCAUGUAUACGAAGUUUUGGGAUAUAAAAAUUAAAUCACCACCUCUGUUUGCCUUUAUUUGCCUUCAUAAUCAGUAAAUUGUUUUUAAAUAUUGAUGUGCAAUAAUUGGUUUACCUAAAACUCAUGAUAAAAAUUUAGAAGUUUGUGAAGUUGUUUAUAACUUAUAGAGGUGUAAGGCAAGGAGUUUUACUUUCUCCUACCUUAUUAAGACUCAAAAGGGGAAUAAUUCUGACUACCACUAUUUUGUUAUGAAUACUUGUGUAUUUAAUUUGUUUUAUUGUAGAAAUUCGAUAUGGCCUUUUGAAAUGUCAUUUCUUGUUACACUUAACAGUUCUGUUAAGAAACAUGUUUCUUUUUAUAUAUAAAUUUUUUGUUAAAGUUUUUUAUUAUUCAAGAAUUUCCACUUGUUUAUUUGUUUCCUCUUUUUUUUCUCACAAAUGCUUUAAUGUUACUUUACUCCCCCUGUGAUAUGACCAGUAUUAGGUGCAAUGUUUACAAUGAUAUAAUCCUUUGUAGUAUGGUAAAUGUAUGAGAAUGUUUCUUGUUUGAAGCUUACUUUUUUUGUCAAUUUUAUUGUCAUAUACCUCACCUGAAAGUGCAAUAUUACCCCCAAGUGCCAAAUAUAUAUUUAUUUGUAAUGCUAUAUAGAGAUAGAAGAAGAAUUAUGCACAAAAAUUAUCUCCCUUUUAAAGCAAAAAUUAAUUAUGUGCAAUUUUCAGAUUUUAACCGCCAUUGCCUAGGUUUAGUGCUUAAAAUUUUCAAUGUCAAAAGUGUCUUAUCCAAAUCAUGUACAUUCUAGGUUCUCAUAUUUGUUUUUUCUUUGUUUUCCAUAGUAGUGCUUUAAGAUAAAUGAUUGUCCUUUUGACAGAGUCUACUUUGACUGUACAUGAAGAGUGACUGUCAGUGUUAUUAAACAGUACUGUUUUUAGAACAUUCCCAUAUUAUUAUUCUCUUUGUCACGAUUGUGUAUUUCACCAUGUUAAUACUGUUAUAUGCACUGCAUUUUACUAGUUAUUUCACUGAUUUAUUGAUGUAUCUUUUAACAAUAACUACAACUAGACAUGUAUCAAUAUUUAUAUAUAUUAGUUGUUACUAAGCUAUCACAUGUAUUGUUAAUGACAUUACUUAAACUAUAGGAGAGUGACAUGCUGUUUUAAAUGUUUAAACAAGGUUUAAGUUAAUGUAUUAAAAAAAAGUUUGCAAACCAUUCAAAUUUCAAUUUUAUGAUUGGUCAUUUAUGAUUGGUCGGUUUCAAAUUUUUGAUUUUUGAAAUCGACUAAUCAGGAGACAAACAUUUAUUUCUAUUUAUAUAAGCCAAUCAUAAGCAAGAACCUGAUAUUGUUUUUGUUCUAUUCAACCAAUCGCACUGCAGAGUUUUAGACUGAUCGCCAAAAUGAAGCAAUGAAAGCACCUAACACUUUUCUGAAAUAUUUAAAACAGCAUAAUUGUAAAUUGAUAAAAAGAAAUGUACUAAUCAACACUGAGUAAAAAGUCUAACUUUCUUUUUACAUACACACAAGUCCUUGCCCAUUUAGGAAGAAUACUACAUAAUUAUGUGUAAUUUUUGUACUGGGUUCAGUUUUUUUCCAAUUCAAAACUGACAAUUCUUUUUUUGUGUGCAAAAUUGAAAGUUACAUUGUAUUUUAUUCAGUUUUAAAUGUACUUCUGCACAUAAGUUAUUUAUGUACUUCUGCACUUAUAUUAUCUAUGAUUUAGUGACAUAUCAUUUUUAUAUUCUGAUAACGUUUAGAGCAUGUUAAAACAGAAAGCAAAUUCAAUGCACAUAAUAAAACAACAAUAUUUGCCCAGUCUAAAUUUUAAGCUCUUUCAUUGGCCAAUUUCAAAUCUGGUUUUUCAAAAUCAAACCAAUCAAAUGCUUUGAUUUGAAUUUGGAUGUAAACAAACUUUGAUUUUGUAGCUGUAAUUCCUUUUAAAAAUUGGCUGAUAAUAAAGAAAAAGGAAAAAAAUAUUUGUACUGUACACGGUAUUGAAUGUGAGAUAAAAUUUACAUUUAUUAAGUGCAUUAGAAAGAAUAUCUGAGCUAAUAUUGAUAAUUUACAAUCAUUUAGUGUAUAUUAUUAUAUAUAUAUAUUAGAUAUCAAAUACUUAAUCUUCUUGUAAUUUAUCUGAUAACUUCACACAUAUAUGUUGUUAUUGAAAAUUAACCGGCACUUAGUUAAGAUAUUAAAUAAUAAACCUAUGGAAGGCUCUAAUGGGACUUGUCAUUUCAACUAGGCUUAAUGUAUGAUAAUAAAAUGAGGCGAGGAAAGUUUAAAAGCCAUCCUGUGGAUAAAGUCUGUUUGAAAUGACAAGAAGUGUAAAAAUUCAUUUCAUCACAUGAUGAUAUUACACAGUCUGGCUGAAAAAAAAACCUGACAUAAAGACGUAGAAAAAAAUGGGGGCAUAAAACAUAGAAAAAAAAAUGGCAACAGCUUGACAUGCACCAUUCUUUAAAGUGACUCGGCCCAUUUUCUUUUGAAUUUGCUAAGAUUUAUAUUUGGACCAGACCAUUCAAAGUUGUUAAGGGAUUUCAAUCUGGCAAAUUUCUAAAAUUGAGAAAUGAACCUUAUAGAUAAAGCCUAGCCAAAGACUGCACAGUGGCAAAGGAUUAUCACUUUUCGGUCCAGUAGAAAAAAAUGGUUAAAGUAUGUGGUGAUUAUAUUACUAUGAAAACAAGGCACGUCAUGUGAUAAAUGUAUUUUAAUGUUAUAUAAAUUAACAGUUUUUAAUAUUCUUUGAUAUUUUAAAAAAAUGAAAAUAAUGUCUUUAGCAUGAUAGCAAAAUCUAAUCGUAAUUAUUAUUUGACAUGAACUAAUAUUAUACAUAUACAUAUAAUUACAUAUUACAGGUUUUAAUACUGUGAAAUCAUUUUAAUUUGUGGGCCUAAAAUUUCUUGAUUUGCUGACAAAAAGCAAUGUCGUUAGGUCUUAAAUUCAUGGAAUUCAGUUGCCAGAUAAAAAAAUAUGUGGCAGUAAAUUUGAUCGUCGGGGCUUUAAUAAUUUCGUGGUUGACCUAAACCAUGAAAUCCACGGAAAAAAUCAAACCGCGGCAAAUAAUAAUGAUUUCACAGUAUCUAGAAAUAUUAAUAUAAAAAGAAUUAAAUAUGUAUUAUCAGAAUGGAUUUGUAUAAUAGAAAGUAGAAGAACGGCAUGCUUUGUAAUUAUAAUAUUAUAUGUAAUAAAAGUAGAACACCAGUUGAA